Diabrotica balteata is the source of this 2255-nucleotide messenger RNA. Lineage: Eukaryota; Metazoa; Arthropoda; Insecta; Coleoptera; Chrysomelidae. The record is from the annotation of a GenBank genome assembly.
GUGUUAUAUGUUAUUGUUAAUGACGUAUCGUAAAAGUAAUCAUUGUCAGAAUGAUGUAUUGUGAAAAUGAUAAAAUCGAGUUAAAUAAAAUGGAAGUGAAACAAGAAGUUAAUAAAAAUGAAUACACAUGUAAGGAAGAAAUAGACAAUGAGGGAAGUGCUCUUUUUAAUACCCUUAAAGUUGAGAUUAAGGAGGAGCCCAAGAGGGAAGCUAUAAAUGAUGGAUUUGAUUAUUUAGUAUUAAAGGAGAACUCUAUAAAGACAGAAAAAGAACCAUAUGAAGACAAAUUCAUACCAUUUGAAGAAAAAGAAACACGUGAUAAAGGUUUUCUCCAUGAAGAUAUACAAAGUGAUGAACAGUUAUUUAAAGACUAUAUUAGAAUUACCGCUGAUAUGGACCAAUGUUUAAGUGCCUCGACGAAUAUGAACACCGAGGAAAACUACUUUACCACUGAAAUUUGCGAUGUACUUUUUUCAACAAAGAAUCAUUUAGAACCAGAUACGAAGGUUUCCGUUGGAGACCAAGUUUUCACGUGUACAAUGUGCAUUAAAAACUUUUCAGAAAGUUCGCAUUUAAAAUCAAGUGUAAACAGUCACGUUGCAAGAAAAAAACAUUUAACGUGUGGAGAUUGUUCUAAAGAGUUUAAUAAAGAUAGUAUUUUAACAGUACCUACUGGAGAAAAUACUUUUCCAUGUAAAAUUUGCUGCAAAAGUUUUUCACAAAGAUCCAAAUUAACAGAACAUAUGAGAGUACACACUGGCGAUAAACCUUUUGCAUGUUUAAUUUGCUCCAAAAGUUUUUCACAAAAAUCCAAAAUAACAGUACAUAUGCGAGUACACACUGGCGAAAAACCUUUUGCAUGUGAAAUUUGCUGCAAUAGUUUUUCACAUAGAUCCAGUUUAACAGUUCAUAUGAGAAUACACAGUGGCGAUAAACCUUUUACAUGUGAAAUUUGUUCCAAAAGUUUUUCACAAAGAUCCAAGGUAACAGAACAUAUGAGAGUACACACUGGUGAUAAACCUUUUGCAUGUGAAAUUUGCUCUAAGAGUUUUUCAAAAAGAUCCUAUUUAACAGAACAUAUUAGAACACACACUAGCGAUAAACCUUUUGCAUGUGAAAUUUGCUGCAAAAGUUUUUCUCAUAGAUCUAAUUUAACAGAACAUCUGAGAAUACACACUGGCGAUAAACCUUAUGCAUGUGAAAUUUGCUCCAAAAGUUUUUCACACAGAUCCGGUUUAACAGCUCAUAUGAAAGUACACACUGGCGAUAAACCUUAUGCAUGUGAAAUUUGCUGCAAAAAUUUUUCACAUAGAUUUAGUUUAACAGCUCAUAUGAAAGUACACACUGGCGAUAAACCUUAUGCAUGUGAAAUUUGCUGCAAAAGUUUUUCACAUAGAUUUAGUUUAACAGAACAUAUGAGAAUACACACUGGCGAUAAACCUUUUGCAUGUGAAAUUUGCUCCAAAAGUUUUUCACAAAGAUCCAAGUUAAGAGAACAUAUGAGAGUACACACAGGUGAUAAACCUUUUUCAUGUGAAAUUUGCUCGAAAAGUUUUUCAAAAAGAUACAAUUUAACAAUACAUAUGAGAGUACAUACUGGCGAUAAACCUUUUGAAUGUGAAAUUUGCUCCAAAAGUUUUUCACAUAGAUCCAGUUUAGCAGAACAUAUGAUACACACUGGCGAUAAACUUUUUGCAUGUAAUAUUUGCUCAAAGGAGUUUUUACGAAGAUCGACGUUAACAAAUCAUAUGAGAGUACACACUGGAUGUAUUUCGGAAAUUCACUGAAAUUUCACAUGUAAAUCUUUUGCAUUUACAAUUUGCAUCAAAAAUAUUCACAAAGCUCCUAUUUAAAAAAAAAACAUAUGAGAAUACACACUGGAGAUCAGUUUUGCAUGUUAAAUUGACACCAGUUUUUUUAAAAAGAUCCAGGUUAACAGAACAUACAUAUUAUAUAAGAAUACAUACUGGAGAUAAACUCUUUAAAUGUGAAAUUUGCUGCAAAUUCUUUUCAUAUCGGUUAUAAAUAACCCUUCAACAGGUUAUAAAAGAAUACACCGUGGGGAUAAUAAAAUUGCAUGUGAAAUUUUGUUAUUUACCUAUGAAAAAAUGCUAGAAAACAGUAAUGCAUUUAAUAGUAAAAUCUGGACUAGCGGAAUUCAUCUUUUUUAUUUAUAGUAGUAAUUAACAAGCGAGUCUUUACAUAAAAGCGUUUUAUACCAUUUGUGAUUAAUAAAUAAACACAAUUUAAUACUG